Trypanosoma conorhini is the source of this 1812-nucleotide messenger RNA. RefSeq lists its product as uncharacterized. Lineage: Eukaryota; Euglenozoa; Kinetoplastea; Trypanosomatida; Trypanosomatidae. Bases 1 to 1812 code for a protein of 603 amino acids. The record is from RefSeq and is a predicted model, not a curated record. The transcript has a single exon.
AUGUCGCGGCGGCGCCAGCGUGGGCGCGUGGUUACGGCCCUCGCUGGUGUAGUCCUGCUGCUGCUGCUGCUGGCGGUGGCGGUGUGCAACAGCAGCGCCGUCGCGCGGGGCCCCGGCAGGGGCGCGGAGGAGGCGGGCGCGGCGGGCCCCGAGGUAGCGGGGGCGGUUCAAAUCUUCCUACGCGUCCCUUCUCCCGUCUUUGCCCCGCGACUGGUAGGCGAGCGGCUGCUGCGCGAGUACGAGCGGCAGCAGCGGCGGCGCCGGCGGGGUGAGGAGCUGCAGGGCAGCGACAACACGAACCCCGUCGGCGCGGAGGAGGUUGCGCGGGCGCGGCGGAAUGUGGUGUCGAUGCUGCCUGCGGACGACGGCGCCCGCCCCGACACCUUCCCGCUGCGCGCCCUCACCGCCGACUACCUGCGGGAGGUGGGGGAGCUGCUGCUGGCGCACCUCGGCAACUUCAUUGCGGCCGCCACGCACGACACCGCCCCCGUCGUUGUGGACUACGGCUGCCGCAUCGGAGUCGCACUCGCGCGGCGCCACCCGCGCAGCACGGUGCUUUGCGUCUACCACCCCGACGACGCGGCGCGCGGCUUCCCGCUGGAAGCAGCCCCACCCCUGCCCAACCUCAUCCGCGUGGUCGCGCGCGACGGGUUUUUGGGCGGCUUUGCGCCAUUUUUCACCUCCUGCAACUUUGUUAGUGUGUCGACGAUUGCCUUGCCGCUCGCACCGCUCCUGCAGGCCGGGGAGACGGGCGACGGGCUCGUGCAGCUUGUCGCGCACGCCCUGCACAACAGCGGUGCCGUCCUGGCAGCUCUCCCGCAGCUGAGCUGCGACGCGCUGCGGCGGCAGUGGCUGCGUUGUGUCCCCCGUCCCGUGCAGCUGAACGCAGACGCCCUGCGCGAGCUGCAGGUGAACGCCGUGGUGGACUGCGACGUCGUGGCGGAGUUUGUCGUGCGGCGCCCGCAGCCUCGUCGUGGUCUCAGGGGCGUGAGUGCUGGCCCCGACAACGACGCAGGCGGCCGUGCCCGGCUACGGCUGUUUCGGCUCACCGUGAGACGCUCGUCGCGUGUCUGCCGCAAGACGUGGGAUGCCCCGCUUGUGCAGUGGGGGCGCGCGGUGGUCUGCGCCUACAACAACAGUCAGGUGGGCUACCGCGUGGUCCAACUGGCGCGCUCCAACGCCACGCGGACGGCGGACCGCGUGAUUCAUCCCCUGCAGUACAUUCCCUCAGUGAGCGUUGACAGCCUGCUCGGGAUGGGCAUCUCCCACUACGAGCGCCUGCGGCUGCUGGGCGGCAUGAUCGCCACGCCGCGCUACAGCGAUCCCCUGCCACACAACUGGAUGGUGGGCAACGAGCACGGCAACGCGAGCGGUGGAAGCGUGUUUCGCAUCGACAAGGUCGACCGGCGGUUUGAUGCCAUGGUGGCGGAGGAGCGCAAUUAUUGGGGCCGUGCCACCCGCGGCUACUUGCAUCUCCUUGCCUACCACCUCUGUCUCCCGCUUAGCGGCAGCGGCACACCCGCCGUGUUUGGCGCCCUGGACACCGCCAGCCGUCAGGCGUGUCGCGCCUGCGUCGAGACCUGCUCCUACCUGCCGAAGGGCACGACGCCGUGCUCAGCGUGCCGCCUCUGCGGCGCAGCGGUGGUGAACUACGCGGCGGGGAACACCACGUUGGAUGGACACCCGCGUCACAUGCACCGUCCCGCACAGGUGGAGCGGCCGUGCGCGCGCAGCUACAGGAGCUACCACGACGCCCAGGCCGUCUGGGAGAAGUGGCGCCGCGAGGAUAACCGCCACGCUAUCGAACUCUGA